This is a messenger RNA of Lynx canadensis (Canada lynx), 3173 nucleotides long. RefSeq names its product D-glutamate cyclase (gene DGLUCY). Gene Ontology annotation, molecular function: D-glutamate cyclase activity. The record is from RefSeq and is a predicted model, not a curated record. NCBI's taxonomy places the organism in Eukaryota, Metazoa, Chordata, Mammalia, Carnivora, Felidae. Gene Ontology annotation, biological process: glutamate metabolic process.
CUGAGCUGAAAUCAAGGGUCAGAUACUUAACUGACUGAGCCACCUGGGCACGUCCUAGGAGGGAGCCUUUCUGUAUGCUCAUCUUUCUUCUGGCCUCCCCUCUCAUCUACCAGUCUCCUAUUUUGCCUGCCCUGCGGUCCAGUCCCCCACCUGCAGCCAGAGUCUUCUUCAUAAAAGAGCAUGUUAACCUUAAAGAGAAAACUGCCGGCCAUUUUACCAGCAAAAACGGGUUUAUUUGGAAAUAGCAGAGAAUUGCAAUCCCAGGACGUGCGAGCUGUGCCAAAACUACAGGCAAGGCCAGAGGCAAGUCCGGGGAGCAAAGGGGAGGUAGGUAGCUCCUUUCCAGAGUGAAGGGGGAAGAUGGGAGAGCUGUUAUAAUCCAGAAGUCCAUUGGAGUAAACUGGGAGUUCGAAGGGUAGCGCCUCCUGAUUGGCUGAGCUGUGACUGUCAUUGGUGGGGCUGUUGCCAGGAGAGGAGGAGACGUUUCCUUCUGCUGGGGCAGCAAACUAGUAGCUAAAGUAGUAUUGGACUUGGUAAGGUGUAGGUCUUCCUGCUGGGUCUGUGAGAGCUCCCCCUGCUGGCCUCUCUCCUCCGUUUUAAACUCAACCAUAACCUGAACUAAACUGGUUUCCUUUCAUUAGUUUUCACAAGAAGUCAACAUACAGGAUUCCUUUCUGAAUGCAAUUUCCUGGAGCUUUGACACCAUCUCUGUAUUUAAAAAUCUGCAGUAUUUUUUAUUCAUCCACCAAAAAUCUCUGUAAGGCACUGUACCUGGAGUAGCGGGGUGGGGUGGUGGGGCAGGGAAUAUAAAGAAGAAAACAUAAAAUCUGUUCCUUCUAGGCACCUAAAUCUAAAUAACAGAAGUCACACAUAGACAGAAAAUCUGGCCUAUUCUUUCAUUUGUGAUUGCACGUGGCAUGCAGUCGCUUGUUCAUCCAAGCAUAAGUAUUUUUGACUCUGGCCCGUUCAAAGACGGCAUGAUAACCUUCACACUUCCCUCUGCCAUAAGGAGCUUGAUCCUACAGAAGACACCAGACAUCAGAAAUAUGUCCAGCAUGGCUGGGGGGCUCCGACCAGCCAGCAUGGUGGUCCUGCACAGGUCCCUGGCUCUAGCCUUUGAAAAGUUCUGCCAAACCAACAAUGGCCCUCUGCCCCUACUGGGCCUGACUGAGCCAGGCAAGUGGACGUUGCCUACCCCGAACGCUGUUCUGGACACCAGGACAGGGUGUCCCUAGUUCCGGAAGUACGAGUUUGUUGCCCACAGAGGCAGCCUGACCUCAUUGGAGGAGUACUCGGAGCAGCUGAGGGACAUGGUGACUUUCCUCCCGGACUGCAGCUCCUCCCUGGAAGCAGCCUUGGAGAAGGUGGGGCUCCCCAGAAGAGACUCCAUAGGGCAUGGUCACGUGGGUGCAUACGAGAGGACAGCGCCUUGUGCCACCAUUGCUGGCUUUUGCUGCCACCUGGUGGUCACAAUGUAGCCCAUCCCCAAGAACAAGCUGGAAGGGCUGGUACGGGCCAGUUGCUCCCCAGGGAAUAAGGGACAUCCCAUUCAUAUCGGCGACCCGGAAUGGUUGGGAAUCAAAGAUCUUUCUAGACCUGACUAUGAGGAGCCUGUGGUGUGUCAGCCGGGGGACGUCCCAGUGUUCUGACCUUCUCCAAUGACCAGCCUCGAAGCUGUCAGCAGCUGCAAGACCCCGCUGGCUUUCACCAGUGCACUGGGUUGCACAGUCAUGACCAGCCUGAAGAAUACAGAGGCUCCACCCAGUUGUCUUACCCCUGAGGGAAUUCCUGAGGUCCAUCCCAUUUCCCAAGAUCCUUUGCACUACAGCAUCGCAUCGGCUUCAGCUGUUCAGAAGAUUAGAGAACUAGAGACUAUAAUUGCCAUAGACCCAGGCCACCGGAGGAUCGGACACCUGCUCUGUAAAGGUGAGCUGCUGAGGGCCUCCCUGUCACUGUCCCACGCCCGCUCGGUGCUCGUCACCGCCGGCUUCCCCACUCACUUCAACCAUGAGCCCCCAGAAGAGACAGACGGCCCAUCAGGAGCCAUUGCUCUGGCCGCCUGCCUACAGGCCUUGGAGAAGGAGGUCUCCGUGAUCGUUGACCUGAGAGCUUCGGGUUUGUUCAAGAAACUUGUUGAAGAUGCCGUUGAGCAAGGGGUCCUGAAGACACAGAUCCCCAUAUUAACUCUCCAAGGUGAAUCAGCGGGAGCUGCUCAGGCAUUUCUCUGCAAAGAUGGGGACCCCAAGUCACCUAGAUUCGACCAUCUGGUGGCAAUUGAGCGCACAGGAAGGGCCGCCAAUGGUAAUUGCUAUAAUGCGAGGAAGAUGAGCAUCAGGCACUGGGUUGACCCCACUGAUGAUCUUUUCCUGGCAGCACAGAAGAUUCCUGGAAUCUCAGCUACUGGGGUCGGUGGGGGCAAUCAGCUUGGGAAGGGCAAAGUCAAGGAGGCUGUGAAAAGACACAUGUGAAAUGGGGAUGUGAUUGCCUGUGAUGUGGAGGCUGACUUUGCUGUCAUCACUGGUGUUUCUAACUGGGGAGGCUGUGCCUUGGCCUGUGUGCUGUACAUCCUCAACUCAUGUGAGGUCCACAGACAUUACCUCCUAAGGGAGGCAGUUGGACCCUCCAGAGCACCUGGGGAGCAGGACUGGGCUCAGGCCCUUCCAUCCGUUGCUAAGGAAGAAAAAGCGUUGGGCAUCCUGGUGCGGCACCAAGUCCAGAGUGGAGUCUCGGGCGAGGUGGGCCCGGAGGUAGAUGGGCUGCCCUUCCACGGCACCCACGCCCAGAUGAUCCAGAAGCUGCUGGAUGUCACUGCGAUGGGUGUGUGACUUCGCAUGUAGAGUGCGUACCAGAUGGCCAUGCCUGGAACUAGGAGGGAGUUCCCUGAGGGCCCCGAGCUCCUUUCCACACGGUCCUGGGUGAGCAGCGCCUGUGACGGGACAGCGCAGACAUUGGGGACUGAGGAGGAUGUUUCCUCAGGGCUUCCAGUCCUUUGCUUUUCUUCCUAAGUGCUAAGAGGGAUUGAUUUCAGCCCUCCUCCUCAGGCUUCUUCAGAGCACCCACAUGGUCUGCUCUGAGAGUUUUCCGAGGCACCACUUAUGGGGACAAGAGUAGGCAUGACUAGAGCCAUGAAUAAUCCCAAGGCUAAUUAAGAAAUAGUAAAAAAACAAAACAAA